Molecule: messenger RNA, 1362 nt
Organism: Effrenium voratum
Lineage: Eukaryota; Dinophyceae; Suessiales; Symbiodiniaceae
Source: the annotation of a GenBank genome assembly
GUAUCCCAUGCAGCUGCAGUGGUGGCUGCGGAGACGGGCAGCUUCAGCGUGCUGGCGCCACUUUCGGCCGUGGGUCCCUCUGCCCGGCUGCCAGCGCAGACGCUGGCUGUCGGCCUGCCGCCCCAGGCCUUCGUGUGGUCCAGAGGCGAGAACUUGGUGUGGCCCAGCGCGCGGCCAAUCCCGCGGGAGUUGCGCCCGCCAAUCGUUUUGCCUGCGUACGUCAGCCGAGCCAUUGGACGAAUGAAGGUCAACGCCUCGUCGGCCAGCAUGGAACUGGCACCCUUGGUGACUGGUGCCUGCGGCUUCCUUGGCAGGCACGUGGUUGCCGCGCUGCUAGAGACUGGCCUGUGCAGCCGUGUCUUCUGCUUGGUCCGCGCGGCUGACAGCACGAGCGCCCAUCGCCGGGUGGAGGAGGCGCUUCGCAAGGCUGGAGUGGCGUCGCUGGACCAGGUCGAGGCGGUGGUCGGGGACCUGUCGCAGCGGAACUUCGGGCGAUCCUUCGUGGAGGUGCAGCGCCUGGCGAACCGCGUGACUCACGUCUUCCACUCCGCCGCCAAAGUGAACCUCACGGAGCCCUUCGAGAUGAUGCGCAAGGACAACGUGGAUUCGACUGCGCAUUUGCUGGAGUUUUGCUCCAUGGUGCGGCCGAAGCCCUUUCAUCAUAUUUCCACCAUGGGCGUGCUGACGCCAGAUAUGCUGGACCGGCAAGGAGCAGUCCGAGAAAGCGCGCCGCUGGGCGACAUCCGCAGCAUGCCUUUGUACGGCACAGGGGACCAGGCCAAUGGUUAUCCUCAAAGCAAAUGGUUGGCAGAAAUGAUGGUGUUCGAGGCGGCUCGGCAGGGGCUGCCAGCCUUUGUUCACCGGCCUGGUCUUAUUGGCGGUCACUCCAAAACUGGGGCAUCGGCGCAAGACGUCUUCUUCCACUUCCUCUCGGAUGUGCUCCAACUGCGGCGCUUGCCAGCCAUGGAGGGAGACAAGUUCAACUUGACGCCGGUGGAUUGGGUGGCCAAGGCGAUCGUCCACGUCGCUCUGCGGGAGGAAGGUGUCAGUGGCAGUGUCUUCCACCCGGCUGUGCCCCACAAUGCCAUCACCAUUGCGGAGUUGGUCAAGGUGUUCCGAGACUUCGGGUAUCAGAAUCUGCAGAUCAUGGACUUCGUGAAAUGGCGUGACACCAUCAUCGCAGAUCCGAUCCGCUUCAAGAGUUGGUCCUUCUGCGCGGCCCUCACGGCAGAGGGCCACGGCAUCGACUCCAUGGCCGACAGCUCCGCGGGCGCUCGGGCCAUGCGCGAAGCCGUGGGCGAGGCCUACGACGCCUUCCGAGCGGACCAGUGCCUGGUGCAGCAGAUCCGGUGGUGCGUGGGC